AUGGCAGAUACAAAAGACUAUCCCAACCUCGAGGCUGUCAUUUCAACAGACCAUAUUGAAAAGCCCCAAGCAGACCAUCACGAUGGACACGGCCAUAUCGAGGGAAACGCGCUGAUUGUCGACACAAAGGGCGAGAUUCGAAAGAUCCCCGUUCCAUCCUCUGAUCCCAAUGACCCCCUCAACUUUCGACCAUGGGAAAAGUAUGGCAUUGUCUUUUGCUGCUGUUGGUUUUCCAUCAUGGGUCUUUCUGUUGCUAGUGGACUGGGUGCUAUUCUAAACGUCUUCUUCGAGGCGUAUAUCCCACAAGGCUACAACUCGGAUCAAGUUGUUCUUCUUAUUACCUUGCCGACACUGUUCAUUGGUCUUGGAAACUACAUCAUCCUCCCUCUAUCUUUAGCCUUUGGUCGUCGUCCCGUCUUUCUCAUCUCCACAGUUGUUCUCUUCGCGUCCAGCAUUGCAGCAGCUAUACAGAACAGUUACAACGGCCAUCUCGCCUCUCGUAUCAUCCAGGGUAUCGCAACAGGCGCAUCCGAGUCUCUUCUACCCCUCAUGCUCACCGAAGUUACCUUCCUCCACGAGCGAGCCUUCAUCUUUGGCCUGUACUGGAUGCUUCAGAACGCCUUCUCUUCGUCUCUCAACUUGGCGUCUUCAUACAUCAACGCCGACCUUGGAUGGCGGUGGUACUACUGGGUCUUCACCAUCACCGUGGGCGUUGGAUUUAUCAUCGCCAUCUUCCUUGGUUUUGAGACUCAGUUCACUCGUCCGGCUGCUUCACUCGAUGGCCAGCUUGUCGUCACGGAUGAGUUUGGUGUCACAAGGGUCAUUCCUGAUUCAGAAGCCCAAGCGUAUCUGGAGGACAUGGCAAGAUCCGGAUUGACGCCUCCUGGUGCCGGGGUCAUUGAGGAAGCUGAUCGCAAGACAUACGCGCAGCGCCUUCGACCGUGGUCCAAGCCAUCUUCGCAGCCAAUACGAGUCAUUCUUCUAAGCUGGAAGUACAUGGCUGCUUCGUUCUCGUCACCUGGUAUUUUAUACGCUGUUCUUACUUCAUCUAUCGCGCUUGGAUGUGGUGUUGGUAUGUCUUUGACUUAUAACCAAGUCUUGAUGCAGAACUACCACUGGCAAGCCAAGGAUAUCGGUCUGAUCAACGUCGGCGGAGCCAUUGGAGCGGUCAUUGCCAUGUUGUACUGCACAUUCCUCGCCAACCCAUUCGUCAUGUGGAUGGCCCGUCGAAACCGCGGUAUUCACCAGCCCGAGCACCACCUCAUCACCAUGGCCCCUCCUGCAGUCGUCGGUGUAGCUAUGCUUCUUCUCUACGGCUUCACUGCUAGUGGCGGAUCGACUUGGUGGGGGCCGUACCUCGGCUGGACCAUUUUCCAGUAUUCCUUCACGGCUGUCAUUAUUAUUUCUACCACGUUCGCCUCUGAAGCGGCACCCAAGCAUCCUGGCCCGGCCAUUGUCACUGUGGUUGGUACAAAGAAUAUCGUCUCCUUUGGAGUCACGUAUGGGUUGACCCCGAUGAUCGAACAACAUGGCUACAAGUGGGCUUUCGGUGUCUUGGCUGGUAUCUUUGGUGCCAUCUUUUUGUUGGGUAUCCCCGUUUGUAUUUGGAACCCCAAGUGGCGAGCCUAUGUUGCUGAGAGGGAGGCACGAAAGGGUACUACUACUACUGACUAG
Molecule: messenger RNA, 1674 nt
Organism: Fusarium pseudograminearum CS3096
Lineage: Eukaryota; Fungi; Ascomycota; Sordariomycetes; Hypocreales; Nectriaceae
Exons: 2
Coding region: 1-1674 (557 amino acids)
Biological process (GO): transmembrane transport
Molecular function (GO): transmembrane transporter activity
Source: RefSeq, a predicted model, not a curated record